Saprolegnia parasitica CBS 223.65 is the source of this 282-nucleotide messenger RNA. RefSeq lists its product as hypothetical. The transcript is spliced from 3 exons. NCBI's taxonomy places the organism in Eukaryota, Oomycota, Saprolegniomycetes, Saprolegniales, Saprolegniaceae. The record is from RefSeq and is a predicted model, not a curated record. The coding region runs from base 1 to 282 and encodes 93 amino acids.
AUGAGCCUGCCUCUCGCCUUCAACACGAGCACGAGUGAGCGCAAGAUCGUUGGCCGCGCCUUCUUCGCCACCGUACCGUCGACGCGCAGCCGCGUCGUCGCCCGCGCCGAGGUUGCGAUGCUGCGAACGCCCGCUGCGCUUCCCGAUGCCACCGUCACGCUACACAAGCACGAGAACGCCCACAACAACGGAUGGACCCAUAGCGUCUCCGUGACCGGCGUGCUCUGCUUUGGGAUCGAUGGAACGAUCAGCUGGCCCAAGGACAACUGCUCGGGAAGCUGA